AUGUCAAAGGCCAAGCAAUUUGUUGAAUUCGGCAAGAAGAUUAUUGCAAUUGGGAAGAAUUACGAAGCCCAUGCGCGUGAAAUGGGUGCAGCUUCAGCCCCAAAAGAUCCCGUGCUUUUUCUCAAGCCCACCACCAGUUACGUGCGUAAUGGUGGCAGUGUGUUGCUCCCCCCAGGAAUUGGUCAAGUCCAUCACGAAGUGGAACUUGGUGUGGUAAUUGGGAAGACAGGUAAAGAUAUCGACGAAAAUGUCAGCAUGGACUACGUCGCCGGCUAUGCGUUGGCAAUCGACAUGACGGCACGUGAUUUACAAACCAAGGCAAAGAAGGCGGGGUUACCGUGGACGCAUGCAAAGGGACUCGACACGUUCACGCCAAUCAGUGACUUUAUCCCCAAGUCAGCGGUGCCAUCACCUUACAAUCUGAACAUUUGGCUGAAGGUGGACGAUGAACUGCGUCAAAAUGGCAACACUAGCGACAUGGUGCACAGCAUUCCGUUUCUAAUCGCUCACGUAAGCCGAAUCAUGACGCUGGAAGAAGGUGAUCUGCUCAUUACCGGCACGCCUGCAGGCGUCGGACCUGUUCCGCCUAACAGCGUGCUUACAGCAGGCAUUACGGGACUUAUCGACUUGCGCUUUCCUGUGAAGACGCGUGUGUACAAGGCUUAG
This is a messenger RNA of Peronospora farinosa, 666 nucleotides long. NCBI's taxonomy places the organism in Eukaryota, Oomycota, Peronosporomycetes, Peronosporales, Peronosporaceae. The record is from the annotation of a GenBank genome assembly.